Cornus florida is the source of this 2530-nucleotide messenger RNA. RefSeq names its product probable LRR receptor-like serine/threonine-protein kinase At1g07650. Lineage: Eukaryota; Viridiplantae; Streptophyta; Magnoliopsida; Cornales; Cornaceae. The record is from RefSeq and is a predicted model, not a curated record. Gene Ontology annotation, molecular function: protein kinase activity; protein binding; ATP binding. The transcript has 17 exons. The coding region runs from base 173 to 2329 and encodes 718 amino acids. Gene Ontology annotation, biological process: protein phosphorylation.
GGAAAAAUGCCCAGCUUUCAAAGUUGGAAACAGCUUGAAAAAUUGCAAAGAGAUCGAAGCUAGUGGUUUUGAGGGGCCUAUAUACUCUGGCAUUUCUGUCUUGAGCAGUUUAAAUGAACUAAGGAUUAGGGACUUAAAUGGUGGGAGUUCAAAGUUUCCACCGCUAGAGAACAUGCCAAACUUGACACGUUUGAUGUUGAGCAACUGCAAUAUAUCUGGAUCAAUCCCCGACUACGUAGCAAAUAUGCAUCAAUUGACAAUUUUAGACCUCAGUUUCAACAAGUUGGAAGGAAACAUUUCAAACUUAGAAGGGCUUAAAAGGGUAACCUUUAUGUAUUUGACAGGAAACUUGCUGACUGGGCCUAUUCCAGAAUGGAUCAAUAACAGAGAUGAUCAGAUUAUAGAUCUUUCCUAUAAUAACUUUACUGAGACAUCUGUGCUACCUUCGUGCACUAGCAAAACCCUAAAUUUGUUCAGAAGCUUCCCUAGAUGGAUAAACUUGGAAUUUGAUAAGUGCACUCCUUGUUUAGAAGAUUUGUAUUCAUUGCAUAUAAAUUGUGGCGGAGAAGAAGCCACCAUUGGAGAAACUACUUAUGAAGCAGAUGAAGACCCCAGAGGUUCAGUUCCUGAAAAAGAGAAUUGGGGAAUUAGUACCACGGGACGCUUUUGGGAUAUUAAUGUAACUGCGAGUGACUAUAUAGCGAAAAAUGUAUCCGUCCUCGUAGGGAACGACACUCGAUUGUUGUACACAAGAGCUCGCCUCUCUCCUCUGUCUCUCACCUAUUAUGGGCAUUGCUUUGCAGAUGGGAACUAUACUGUGAGUCUUCACUUUGCUGAGAUAAUAAUCAGAGAAAAUCAAUCUUUUCAGAGUCUUGGAAGACGGAUUUUUGAUAUUUAUAUCCAGGAUGAACUGGUUCGGAAGGAUUUUGAUAUUGUACAGGAAGCACAAGGGGUCGAUAAGGCAGUAGUGCUAAAAUUUAACAGUGUUGUUAAGGAAAAGACGUUGGAGAUUCGCUUUCAUUGGGCUGGGAAAGGGACUACAAUCGUCCCGACAAGAGGAACAUAUGGUCCACUCAUAUCAGCUAUUUCUGUGGAAUCUAAUUUUAAGCCGCCUUCUGAUGGGAAAAGGAAGAUAUUCACGGUAAUAAUUGGAUCUAUAGCUUCAGUAUCAUUCCUCAUUUUCACGACUCUCGGUAUUUUUUGGUGGAGAGGUUGUCCGGGAAGCAGUAUCUCAAGUGAACGAGAUCUUAGAGGAUUAGAUUUGCAAACUGGUUUAUUUACCUUUAGACAAAUUGAAACUGCUACUGAUAACUUCCAUGAGGCAAACAAAAUUGGGGAAGGAGGUUUUGGAUCUGUGUACAAGGGUAUACUAUUGGAUGGUACUGUAAUCGCAGUCAAGCAACUUUCUUCCAAAUCAAAGCAAGGAAAUCGUGAAUUUGUGAAUGAAAUAGGCUUGAUUUCUGGUUUACAGCACCCAAAUCUUGUAAGAUUGUAUGGAUGCUGUAUUGAAGAGAAUCAAUUACUACUGGUAUAUGAGUACAUGGAAAACAAUAGCCUUGCCCUAGCUCUGUUUGGUCCAAAGGAAUUGCAAUUGAAAUUAGAUUGGCCGACCAGACAAAGGAUUUGUGUUGGCAUAGCAAAAGGUUUGGUGUUCCUGCAUGAGGAAUCAACAUUAAAAAUUGUUCAUAGAGACAUCAAGACUACCAAUGUACUACUGGAUAGGGAUCUUAACCCUAAGAUAUCUGACUUUGGAUUGGCCAAGCUUCAUGAUGAGGAGAACACCCACAUUAGCACCAGAGUUGCUGGAACUGCAGGGUACAUGGCACCGGAAUAUGCACAAUGGGGUUACUUAACCUACAAAGCAGAUGUGUACAGUUUUGGGAUUGUUGCAUUGGAGAUUGUUGCCGGAAAGAACAACAUGAAAUAUCAUCCCAGUGAGAACGAUGUUUGUCUCCUUGAUUGGGCCUUAGCUUUACAACAAAAAGGAUGUCUGUUAGAGUUGGUGGAUCCAAAGUUGGAUUCCAAUUUCAACGAGGAAGAGGCAUUAAGGAUGAUCCAAGGAGCUCUAUUAUGCACUAAUCCAUCUCCGGCACUUAGGCCUACGAUGUCUGCAUUGGUAAGCAUGCUCGAAGGCCGUAUCAGCGUCCAGAACAUAAUCACGGACCCGAGUAUCUAUAGUGAUGAGUUGAGGUUCAAAGCCCUCAAAGGCAAAUAUGAGGCAGGGUCAAGUGAAAGUAAGACCUUCAUUGAUUCAUCAGAAGCAACACGAUAUGGAUCUUCCACCACAUCUGCUCGGGAUCUUUAUGAAAUCAAUCUUGAUUCUCAGUAACUAUAAGCAGUUGUGUGAAUUAUGUUAUUGUAGACUAAUGGAUUGCAUUCAUGCUUUUUCCUAGUUUAGAAAACAAAAAUUUGCAAUAAUUUCUACAAACAUACUAAAAUGCUAUCCAUGUUUUACAUUAUGUAUCGCCCUGCUUUCCUACAGAAAACAAUAUUGUACUUCUCAUGCUUGUCAAAGAGAAUUUCCCGAGUA